AUGAAUAGGAGAAGAGGUGUCUGUAUCAGAAGAGGAGGAGGAGGAGGAGGAGGAGGAGGAGGAGGAGGAGGAGGAGGAGGAGGAGGAGGAGGAGGAGGAGGAGGAGGAGGAGGAGGAGGAGGAGGAGGAGGAGGAGGAGGAGGAGGAGGAAGAGGAGGAGAAGGGGUUGGGAGGAGGCAUGGCUGUGUGGGGCCGAAGAGCCAUCUCCGUGUGCCACUGUGA
Messenger RNA from Closterium sp. Yama58-4, 222 nucleotides. The record is from the annotation of a GenBank genome assembly. Lineage: Eukaryota; Viridiplantae; Streptophyta; Zygnematophyceae; Desmidiales; Closteriaceae.